AUGUCACAGACCGUCGGCGCUACCAGACUAGCCUACUCGCGAGUGUGGCACCACAUCUCUGCGGCUGCCCCGCACCCUGAGCUCAGCACCAAGAAAGCCCCCAACGAAAUCACUCCGCCGUCUCUGGGCCGGCUCGCGUCGCGCAUUGCAACCCUGCUGAUGGGAAAGCACAAGCCGAUGUGGGAUCCAUCAACCGACUGCGGCGACUACGUGGUGGUGACCAAUUGCGCGGCGUUGUACACGACGGGCAUGAAGAAGUGGCGCAAGGUGUACUACCGGCACAAUACGCGCCCGGGCUCGCUCAAGAAGAUUACCAUGGACGAGCUGAUGGAGAAGCACGGCGGUGCCGAGGUGCUGCGCCGCGCCGUUAGCGGCAUGCUGCCCAAGAACAGGCUGCGCGACAAGCGCCUGGCUCGGCUCAAGUGCUUUGAGGGCGAUGCGCAUCCGUAUAAGAAGAACCUGAUUCAGUUUGGUGGGAAGCCGGUUGGAACACCUGGGUGGGAGGAGAUGGCUAAGACGAUUCGGGAGGCUGAGUUGCGCGCGAGGAUAGGUGCUCCGGGUGAGUAA
This is a messenger RNA of Thermochaetoides thermophila DSM 1495, 567 nucleotides long. RefSeq names its product mitochondrial 54S ribosomal protein uL13m. Gene Ontology annotation, biological process: translation; negative regulation of translation. Bases 1 to 567 code for a protein of 188 amino acids. Gene Ontology annotation, molecular function: mRNA binding; structural constituent of ribosome. The record is from RefSeq and is a predicted model, not a curated record. The transcript is spliced from 2 exons. Gene Ontology annotation, cellular component: ribosome; mitochondrial large ribosomal subunit. NCBI's taxonomy places the organism in Eukaryota, Fungi, Ascomycota, Sordariomycetes, Sordariales, Chaetomiaceae.